Cucumis melo (muskmelon) is the source of this 2340-nucleotide messenger RNA. Its product is annotated as probable protein phosphatase 2C 33. The transcript has 5 exons. Bases 573 to 2030 code for a protein of 485 amino acids. Gene Ontology annotation, biological process: protein dephosphorylation. Gene Ontology annotation, molecular function: protein serine/threonine phosphatase activity. Lineage: Eukaryota; Viridiplantae; Streptophyta; Magnoliopsida; Cucurbitales; Cucurbitaceae. The record is from RefSeq and is a predicted model, not a curated record.
AGAGAUUUGUGAGAGUGAUAGACAAAGGUUGAAAUGCAUCCUUUGUCUCUCUCCUCGUUUAUUUAACAUCAUCACUUUCCUGGUGGUUCCUAUUUUUUCUCUACAUUCAACCCUUCCCUUCUCCAUCUCCAUCUCCAUCUCCUUCUCCUUCUUAUUCACCCACAUGUUUGUAUUCCCUCUUCUCUAAUCCAUUCUAAUUCUAUUAUCCAUUGUUCUUUUUUCAAUUCCAAUCCCCAUUUGCAUGCAAACCCAGAUCCCAUCUCCACUUUUUUACACAAUUUCCCUUUUCCAUUCUCCUUUUCCCCCAUCAAAAAGGUGAAAUACACAGUUUUUUCCCUUUUCUUCAAAAACCCAAUUUCCCGAUUCCCCAAUUUCGAACAGGAUCUGAUGAUUAUGAUGAUGGGUAUGUGGGAUUGAAACCCGCUGUGUUGAAAUUCGGUGGGAGUGUCCCGAAACGGGAGGGGCAGUUAAAGGGUUUUCUGACGGAUCGCUAUACAGAAAGCGGUGGGCGUCGGGGUUUGAAUCGGGCGGUUGGCCUGGAGUGCAUUCUUAGCAUUGUUAGGGCACUUCGGAUGGGGUCCUGCUUGUCUGCGGAGAGCAGGAGCCCCAUUCCUGGUUCCCCAACUUCUCCGGCUAAGCAUCAUCGGAGUAAGAACAGUUCCAAGAGGCGAAAUUGUUCGAGAAAUUCCUCAUUUGGGGAUCUCUCACUUCAUCGGAUCCCUGGUAGGCUCUUCACUAAUGGCUUCACUGAUAUGGCGUCUCUGUUCACGCAGCAGGGCAAGAAAGGAACCAAUCAGGAUGCCAUGAUUGUUUGGGAGAAUUUUGGCUCUAGGACCGACACGAUCUUCUGUGGGGUUUUUGAUGGCCAUGGUCCCUAUGGUCAUAUGGUUGCCAAGAAAGUGAGGGAUUCUCUUCCUCUGAGAUUGAGUGCACAUUGGGAGGUUAACUUGACCACUGAUGAUGUUCAUAGAGAGAUCAGUCUUAAUAAUACAGGAAGUAUGAACUCGGAUGAAGCUACCUCGUUUUUAUCUGCUGAUGAAGAGUUUAGGGCCUCCAUUGAUGUUGAUGGAACAGAAAAGCAACCUGAAAUUUUCCAUACUUUGAAGGAGUCUUUUCUUAAGGCUUUUAGAGUUAUGGAUUGGGAACUCAGGAUGCACCAAACUAUAGAUAGCUUCUGUAGUGGUACUACAGCAGUGACUAUUGUUAAACAGGGUCAGGAUCUUGUGAUUGGAAAUGUUGGGGACUCCCGAGCUGUUUUGGGUAUGAGAGAUAAAGGUGACUCUCUUGUUCCCAUUCAAUUGACUGUGGAUCUGAAGCCAAAUCUUCCAGCUGAAGCAGAGAGAAUUCGCAAGUGUAGAGGUCGUGUCUUUGCUCUCCAAGACGAACCUGAUGUAGCUCGAGUUUGGCUUCCAAACAGCAACUCUCCUGGACUUGCCAUGGCACGGGCAUUUGGAGAUUUCUGCCUAAAAGACUUUGGUCUUAUCUCUGUACCUGAAAUAUCAUAUAGACGGCUCACUGAAAAAGAUGAAUUCAUUGUUCUGGCUACAGAUGGAAUAUGGGAUGUGCUGUCAAACAAAGAGGUUGUAGAUAUUGUUGCAUCAGCUCCAAAACGUACUACAGCAGCUCGCACUCUGGUAGAAACUGCAGUUAAAGCAUGGAAACAUAAAUACCCAACUUCCAAGAUUGAUGACUGUGCUGUUGUUUGCCUCUUCCUUGACUCAAACUCUGGCAAUCUUUCUUCGUCUGCUUCCAAUACCAAACCAGAAGAGCAACAAAGUUCAGCAGAUCAUUUCAGCACUCCAGUCGAGAACGAAGAUUUGUCUUGCCCAAAUGGUCUGAAUCGUUCAGGAACUGUCCGAACCAGCAAGGAAAUUUUGCAGGAUGGAAGCGAAGAAGAUGAAACGAAGGAGGAAGAACAUUCAGAAACGGGAAUAGAAUGGUCUGCCCUGGAAGGAGUGUCGCGCGUAAACACUUUGGUAACCCUGCCAAGAUUCAAUCCUGGAAAAGAAGAUAGGAAAGGCCGGAAGUAAAUGAGAAGUACAAAAAGUUAAUCAGUGCCUUUUUGUUUGGGUAAAAUGUUACUAAUCUUUCCUUUUGCUUGCUCGUGUUAUUCUUUCUGUAGGAGAAGAAAAAGUUAUAAAAAUUGAACUUGAAAGAGAGAUCGACCCAGCCUUAUUAGUGCGUCUGGGGAAUUGUUGACACUCUCAUAUUGAUAGAAAUUGAGUUUUGUAGAAUCUUGAUGGGGACCGACAUGGCGUCCUUUAUUGUUAUGAUAAAUUUUUGUUGUAUGAAUGGUUUGUUAUUGAUAACGUUCAUAAUAAAUUUUGUGAUUGUAAAGCC